Molecule: messenger RNA, 5984 nt
Organism: Lethenteron reissneri (Far Eastern brook lamprey)
Lineage: Eukaryota; Metazoa; Chordata; Hyperoartia; Petromyzontiformes; Petromyzontidae
Product: plastin-3-like
Biological process (GO): actin filament bundle assembly; actin filament network formation
Cellular component (GO): actin filament; actin filament bundle; cytoplasm
Molecular function (GO): calcium ion binding; actin filament binding
Source: RefSeq, a predicted model, not a curated record
CCCUCCUCCUCCUCCCUCCCUCCUCCUCCCUCCUGUGCUGCUGCUGCUACGCUCAUUCUCGCCGCCUUCAGCGCCACCAGCGCACGGACGACACAGCCGACACAGCCCCGCCAGCAGCAGCAGCAGCGCGUGUGUGUGUGCGCCUACCCCUCUCAGCUCGCCAGUGGGAUAACCGCACCCCGUGUGCCAGGACCAGGCUCGGUGUGACUCCUCGUGCCUCCACCGCCGCGGCAGCGACGCAACGUGCAGAGUAGUGGAGCAGCAGCAGCAGCAGCAGGAUGGCGAAGAAGGCAGUCAUCUCCAAGGACGACUUGGAGGAGCUUCGGGAGGCGUUCUCCAAAGUUGACCUGGACGGCAGUGGCUACGUCAAUGACUAUGAGCUGCAGGAGCUCUUUAAGGAGGCCAAUCUGCCGCUGCCGGGCUACAAGGUGCGCGAGAUCAUCACCCACCUCAUGUCCGAAAGCGACACCAACCGGGAUGGCAAGAUCAGCUUCGAGGAGUUUGUGUCGAUCUUCCAUGGGCUGAAGAGCAGCGAGGUGAGCAAGACGUUCCGCCGGGCCAUCAACAAGAAGGAGGGCAUCUGUGCCAUGGGUGGCCUGUCGGAGCUGUCCAGCGCUGGGACACAGCACUCCUACUCUGAGGAAGAGAAGUUUGCGUUUGUGAAUUGGAUCAACAAGGCCCUGGAGUCGGACCCGGACUGCCGGCACGUGCUGCCAACGAACCCCAACACGGAGGCGCUCUUCCAGGCCAUGGGCGACGGCAUCGUCCUCUGUAAGAUGAUCAACCACUCGGUGCCGGACACCAUUGACGAGAGGACCAUCAACAAGAAGAAGCUCACUCCGUUCACCAUCCAGGAGAACCUGAACCUGGCGCUGAACUCGGCAUCGGCGAUCGGCUGCCACGUGGUGAACAUCGGCGCGGAGGAUCUGCGCGAGGGCAAGCCCCACCUGGUGCUGGGCCUGCUGUGGCAGAUCAUCAAGAUCGGCCUCUUCGCAGACAUCGAGCUCACACGCAACGAGGCCCUCAUCGCCCUGCUGCGUGACGGCGAGAGCCUGGAGGAGCUCAUGAAGCUCUCUCCCGAGGAGCUGCUCCUCCGCUGGGUCAACCACCAUCUGGAGAAUGCCGGCUGGAACAAGAUCUCCAACUUCUCUUCAGACAUCAAGACGGUGGCUGACUUUUGCAACGCUAUCAAGGACUCGCGGGCGUACUUCCACCUGCUCAACCAGAUUGCGCCGAAGGGGGACAAGGAGGGUCAGCCGCGAGUGGACAUCGACUUCUCUGGGUUCAAUGACAAGGAUGAGCUUCGCCGCGCCGAGAGCAUGCUGGUGCAGGCCGACAAGCUCGGCUGCCGGCAGUUCGUCACGCCGGCCGACGUGGUGAGCGGAAACCCCAAGCUGAACCUGGCCUUCGUGGCGAACCUCUUCAACAAGUACCCGGCGCUGCACAAGCCGGCCAACCAGGACAUCGACUGGGGCCUGCUGGAAGGUGAGAGCCGGGAGGAGCGGACGUUCAGGAAUUGGAUGAAUUCUCUGGGCGUGAACCCCUUCGUCAAUCACCUGUACAGCGACCUCGUCGAUGCGCUCGUGAUCAUCCAGCUGUUCGAGAAAAUCAAAACGCGAGUGGACUGGAACAAAGUGAACAAGCCUCCGUACCCCAAGCUGGGCGCCAACAUGAAGAAGCUGGAGAACUGCAACUACGCCGUGGAGCUGGGCAAGACGACCAAGUUCUCCCUGGUGGGGAUCGGCGGCCAGGACCUCAACGAUGGCAACCCGACGCUCACGCUGGCGCUCGUGUGGCAGCUCAUGCGCAAGUACACGAUUCAAGUCCUGGAGGACCUGGGUGAGGGAGAGAAGGUUAACGAUGAGAUCAUCGUGAACUGGGUGAACCACACGCUUCGCGACGCCGGGAAGAGCUCCUCCAUCGCCAGCUUCAAGGACAAGAACAUCAGCUCCAGCCAGCCCGUGCUGGACCUCAUCGACGCCAUCCAGCCGGGCUCCAUCCGCUACGACCUCGUCAAGGAGCAGCCCUUGACCGACGACGACCGGCUCGACAACGCCAAGUACGCCAUCUCGAUGGCGCGCAAGAUCGGCGCGCGCGUUUACGCGCUGCCCGACGACCUCGUGGAGGUGAAGCCCAAGAUGGUGAUGACCAUGUUCGCCUGCCUCAUGGGGCGCGGCAUGAAGAAGGUGUGACGCGCUGCGCCGCAGACACCACAACUGCUGCGCCAGGCACGCACAUGCACCCACGCGCACGCACAUGCACCCACACGCACGCACAUGCACCCACGCGCACACACACCGCUGCAACAACCAACGAUACAACCGCAACCUGCACCGCAUGCAGGCGACCGCGAGAGCCACACGCACCACAGCGCACGUGGUGCGCCAAAGGCAUGUCCUCCGCACGCUCCCCGCAAUCCACGCGCUUUACAGCUCGCUACGUUGCACGCGUAACACGCCGCACGCUCCUCCUGCCGCACGCUGUGGCACGGUAAAUGCCACCCUUAGCAGUGCUGGCCCACGCCGCGCUCGGGCACCGCAGUCGCCGAGCCGCUCGCAGCUCGUGGCACGCACCGUGGCACGCACCGUGGCACGCUGUAGCACACUGGUACACUGUGGCACGCCGUGACACAUCAUGGCACACCGUGGCAUGCCGUGGUGCACCGUGGCACGCAUCUUGCCGUGCUGCGUCACAGCAAUGCACACGCCACGCUUGCCAAUCUACUGCAGAUCUCGCACCACAAUGGCGCACAAGCACGCCAAACACACACAUGGCACACAAGCACGUCGCACACACACAUGGCACACAAUCCACACCCGACACAAAGAUAUGUCACACGCACUGCACUCUACCACUGGACACACAUUGUACGAGCACAAUUCACACACGUACACAUGCAAACUCAUCAUGUACGCGCCCACUUACACUGCACUCCCUAUCGCAGGACACACUCAGACAGCGCUCCCACAGACAUCACACACACAUCACCCGCACGCGCAUCACCGCGGUCACAGUACGUUUAGUAGGCGUCCUUGGUCCCCUGUGGGGCAGGCGCACUGGGGGAGGGUCGGAGUUGGGUCAGAACACUUACUGGGGAGCAUUCCUCUCAUCGUAGAACAGCAGCAUUCAGAAACGUGCUUUGCAAGCUUUCUCCAGCGGACGAACGUGUACAAUACGACGAGCGGAGAAGAGUCGCCACUUUUUCCCAGCUCGGGAGUUCUGUGGGACCGGCCCGUCGGUCGGCUUGUUACGUGUGUUUUUUUUCUGCAUUUUAUGGCAAUGUUUAUAUAUAUAUAUAACCACCCCGGUAAAUAUUACAAUCAACGACGGGGAGAGGGAAACGUGUCGUGAAAAUCGGUUGUAAAAGUGGAAAUCCUGGGAAUGAAAUUGCGUCGAGAAUUUUGAUGUUUGCGGAGGGUAUGACCCGUGCGUCCUAUCAUGGCCUAUGACCUAUGACCUAUGCAAGGUAACAAAAAAAUAAAGUGAGUUUGAAUGAAAUUGCGACAAUUGGGCUUUAUGCUGCAAAAAUUGACACCAAAGGCGAAGACGACGCUCAGGCGUGCUAAUUGGUGAAUGUGACGACGCGCGACUACGUAUUGUCUGUAUGUGCAAGGACACGGUACGAGUGAAGCGCGUUCGCGUGGGACUGGGGGGGAGGGGGGGGUGAAUGGUCAACGAGGGGGGGGUGAGCUGUGUGUCGGACGUAGGGCCAGGCGACCCUCGGUGGCUGCGUCGUGGCACCGGCACUGCAAAGCCACCAAGGGGGCACGCACGGGAGGAGGGAAAUCCCCACGGUUGCUCGCUAACACCCCCCCCCCCCCUCGUACAACACUGCCGACUUGCUCGCCCCGCCAGUCCGACGUGAAUCGGACGUUUUAAACACCCCGGCGGUCGUGCCCGUUGCUAUCGUUGAUCGACAAUCCGGUCACCCGCGGUGAGGAAAUUUGCCGCCGAGUGAAUUCCAACGCGCUUUGGGAAGAUCGAUCUCACCUCUCUCUCUCUCACUCGACAGAAUAAAUAAAUACAUCUCGCUUGGGCCGCCACCUGGCAGUGUUUACGCCGGGAAGGAGCUCACCGCUGCCAGGCGACGCUCAAUAUCUGGGGAGCAUUUGUGGGAGAGCAGCCUCGUGAUUCGUUGGCUGGAGUUGAAUACAAAUUUGAUGUCGGCUCCCCCCCCCCUUCAAAUGACACCAGCAGGGCAUCCCCUCCCCCACUGCUCCUCCCGCCGAGUGCUGCGCUGUCCGAUGUGAACGUUCUCAUUAAUUCGCCAGCGCGACUGUCGGCUGUUGGCCACCGUCAUACGCGUACGCCGGUCGCCAACACGCUCCGACCAGCAACCACUGAACUCCAUCUGGGAGAGGUGGGGCCCACCCCCCCACCCAGCGCUGGGGGCGCUGCUCAAUUGUCAAGACACCGAUUGGUGCAAAGUUUCUGUGGCGUGUCGGGCACAGGAUGGGGUUGUUGGAUGGUUGCGAGUCGGAGCGUGUCGGCCACCACCUGCGGCAAACCAGAUGUAAACACAAGUACAGUGUGGCCUCGUUAUUCGCUCGUGAAUAGCAAAUUUCGCAGAUAUUAUUGGCCUACGAAAACCUCUUUUUAAUGAAUGACCCUUAAUAAAUAAUCUAUUAAAGACGUGAACAUCCUAACACAAAAUGGGUUUUAAUAAAGUUAACGUAAAUAAAAGUAAAUAUUUAACGAUUAAAUAAUGGUUUAUGAAUUAACUUACCUGAAAUUGAUGCAGUAACGAUGAUCUCACCACUUUCUUGCAUCUAAACUAAAACUAAACAAAAUUUAAUUUUACCAGGUAAGGCCCACUGAGCAAUGUAGCUCUUUUUCAGAAGCGACCUGGCCACAAAUGAUAGCUCAACGAAGUGGGCUUACCGCGUGGAAAUUUAUAUCAGUCAAAUACUCUAAAACGCAUUACAUUCUCUCUCGUAACUUUCUCCGUCUCUCUCGAUGCAGUAGUCGCGUAAAGUUCCAGACGAUCGCCAGUUUGUGAAUAACGAGGCAAUACUGUACUCUAAUCUGGUUCUCCCGAAGGCGUUGAGCUCAACGCGACAUUUUGGUUACAUUUGCCUCCAUCCCGAAGCGUGCUGGGGUUUUGGCACCGCGUGCCGGGAGGGGUCGGCCGCGAUGUACGCCUGGCGGAGCGCACACAGAGAGAGCAGCGCUCUCCAUUCCCCCCGUCAUCCUGUGAACGCUGCCUCCGGCAACAUGGGGCGGUCGCGCCCGUUGAUUCGUAAGCGCAGCUCCAUUGUCGGGUGGCGGCGACGGCUCCGCUGCUGCUGCUCCACGUGGCUGCCCGUCAACCAGCGCCUUGCGGGCAGCAGCGGCAGCAGCGAGGGUUGGUGGAUCGCCGCACAAAUGACGCAUUUCUGUGGGCGUCGAGGAGCUCCGUACCCUGGCGCGCCAGGAGAAGGCAGUACAGCAAGUGUGGACUAAUCUCCAUCAGUCUCGUCUGUAUUGGAUAGCGGUGCACCUUCGCACGCUGCAUUUUCUCCGGGCGCUUCGGUUUCCUCCCACACGUGUAAACACUCGUUAAUUGGUCGAAAAACAUCUUAAUGUAUAGAGGAGCGCAGAGCGUGGGCAAUUGUCGGCAGUGCCGGCUCACCGCCUGCUGGGAUUGUGAGAUUCACUUUGCAUGAACGACGAUGCUAUAUACAAAACUUUUGAAUGAAGAGUUUUACUUUUAAAAUGUAUCUUGUAUUUGGACCCAGUAUCUUGCCAAUAAACUGUUCAUGGGAUUCCGAAUUGUGAUGUUCAAAGCAGAGUAUGGGAUCGCAGUACGAAAACCGAGCUUCUGGACGUGUUCAUGACAUUUUUUGUUUUUCUAGAAUGUUGACGUCUUAUUGUUUUACAAUCAUGUUGCCGUUGCUAGCUUUGAAGUUAACGUUUUACUUAACAGUACAAGGCUAGACAUUGCUAUUUUGUUCUUUGAGGUCUUUAUAUAAAUAUACUAUUAAAAAAAAACACCCCUUGACAAA